This is a messenger RNA of Coniophora puteana RWD-64-598 SS2, 927 nucleotides long. RefSeq lists its product as uncharacterized. The annotation marks the transcript as partial. Lineage: Eukaryota; Fungi; Basidiomycota; Agaricomycetes; Boletales; Coniophoraceae. The record is from RefSeq and is a predicted model, not a curated record. The transcript has a single exon.
CUAGGCGUCGUCAACGACCCUACUCUCAACCGUGACUCGUGCGGAUCGGCGCUGAUCGGCGGGAGAGUCCUUUGGACGUGCCGCGACACACAGACUGUUGAUUCCAGUGGUGUGAAUGCCCUCCCCAUCAUUAGCACCACCGCAAGCUGGACCGAUCUCAAUGCCCAGGGACAGCCGUCGCUCAGUGGGAACACUUACUCCAUGUACGGGAGCAACAAUUUGCAGUCCACGUUCUACCCUUUGCAGGCAGACGAAUGCAACGGCAACACGGCAGGAUCCUGCAGCGACAACACGCGCUACGCCAUCUGGCCGGACUCCUCACCGCUUGUCACUGACACCGCCGCCGAUGGCACCGUCACGGCAUACACCUGGAUACGCAACGACCACAUCAAGGCUGAUCUGUCGGACCUGACACCCGACUGCGUCUCGUCGCUCUACAAGGUCGUCUACUCCACCUCCGCAGGACACGACGCACUUCCCACCGUCACCCUCGUCAACGAGAACUUCUGGACCGCCAGCGAGCAGCUGCCGUAUGGUGCCUACGGCGGCUUCGUCGCCGACGGCACAGCCUAUCUCUACGGCAAAGGGAGUUCGGGGACCGUUGGGCUCGCCAAGGUUCCUGUAGGAAGCAUCGAGAAUAAGAGCGCGUACCAGUUCUACGUGAACGGCGGGUGGACGUCGAUGGCGCCGAGCCUCGGCGCGAGCGGCGUCAACAUCCCCAACGUCUCCGCCGGCGGGCAGGGCACGUACUACUACUCCCCGCCCUGGAACAGCUACGUGUGGAUUGGCCAGCCGGGCCUCAGCGUCUCCGCCGACUUCUUCAUCACCACGAGCCCCAACCCCGAGGGCCCCUGGACACAGCCGACCAAGUUCUACUCGGGCGCUAACGGGAAUGCGACGCUCGGCGCGUACACUUUGCAGGCACAC